CAAACAAAUUACACAAUAAUUUCUCAAACCCUAGGCCCCCCUCUUUUUCUCUUCUCCAGGCAUAGCUUCUUCUUCUUCUUCUUCUUCUUCUUCUGAUGCUCUGCAUUGUUUUUCUCUCUGAACGAGUGUAAUUUGAAGAUUUUUCACAGCCUUUGCAUCCAUGGCAAUCUACUCUACUGUAAGUUUCCCAAACCCAGUUACCACUUGAUUUUUCUCUGUACCCAAUCAUCGGACGAGGGGAAAAAAAUCUGUCAAGAGCUAAAUUAAAUUUCAUAGAAAAUAUUUUCUCGCCGCUGGCGCAAGGUUUCACGCGAGACGAACGGCCGAAAGAGGCGAACCUCCUAACCCAAUAGAGUAUUUGUAAUGGAGGGCUCACGCCCGUGCAAGAGUUGUGGAAAGAGUUCUCUGGUUCGCGAUGACGUAUCAGCGUAUUUAGUAUGUACAUCCUGUGGUUUUGUGCAAGAUUGCCAAGAUUUCCAAGCCUAUUUCAACGGCUUUAAGGGGCCCCCUGAGGGUACGUUCGUCCGUGUGGGCACCUCCGGGACCGGAAGCUCUCUUAAUUACAAAGAAAAGAAGAUUUUGGAAGCCCAGAAGACGAUGGAUGAUAUAGUGUUUAGGUUGGGGUUUUCAGGGCCGAGGAAGAGUGAGGUUAAGGAGAUGGUUGAGAAGAUUACUGAAGGAGAGUAUGGUCUGGGCGAUUGGUUCCCUAUUCUUGUUGGUGCGUGUGCUUAUGUUGUAAUGCGGACGAAUAAAAAGUCGUUGUCCAUUGCAGAAAUGGUGUCAGUGAUUGGAUGUGACAUUCAUGAGCUUGGGCGAAUGGUUGCACGGGUUGUGGAUUUUUUGGAUUUGAAGCUACCAGAGUUUGAUAUUGUGAAUUCAUUUGAACGAGCAAUCCAGACUUGCCCAAGCUUUAGAAGAGUCUCUAGAGAUAAGGUGGAAAGAAUGCUUAAGCAGGGGAUAUUUUUGGUGCAGUGUGCUGUGAAAUGGUUUUUGACAACUGGGCGAAGGCCCCUUCCUAUGGUUGCAGCUGUGUUGAUAUUAGUGGCGGAAUUGAAUGAAGUUGAUGUUCAGAUUGAGGAUGUGGCUACGGAAGUUCAUGCAGCCGUAGCAACGAGCAAGAUGAGGUACAAAGAGCUUCUAGAGGCUCUUGUAGAAGUUGGUAAAGGAUUGCCCUGGGGAAAGGAUAUCACAAUUAAAAACAUUGUGAAGAAUGCACCUUUUGUGAUUCAGUACAUGGAGAUUAAGUCGAGGUCAAAGCAUGGUGAGAAGAGGAAGAAUUUAGAAGAUGUUGGGUAUUGUGUGGAAGAUGUGGUUAGCGACUGUUUGAGGGAAGAAGCAGGAUAUGCUGUGCACAGUAAUGUCUUUGAAAGUGAUUCUCAUUGCUUUAAGGCAGAAGAUGGAAGCAGGUUUUCAAGAUCAAGUAUUGAUGAUUUGGAGAAUCUCAAGGUUUCACAUGAAUGCUUGUCCAUGAUUUAUUCAAAGUUCCUGAAUGAUUUUUCUCGUGUGAAGGCCGUGGAGGAGUGCAGGGAUGAUUGUGGAAGAAAGCAAAAAAAUAGGUAUGAACUGAAUGAUGCAUGUCAUGAAUGGUGGAGUGGUAAAUCAGAAUUGUGCAAAAAGCUUUUCCUUGAGCAAGUUUUGGCUAAAGACGUAGGUUUUGAUGCUCUGCCUCCAUCAUUCGUUACCGGAUGCUUGGCCACUGAGAGGAGGAGGGAAAAGAUAAAUGCUGCUAAGCUGCGCAUUGAUAAGGUUAUAAAUCCUACCAACAUUGAUUCUGCAAAUGCAGGUGAUGUUUGCCUUUUUGAUGACAGACAUUCUGGGAAAAAAAGAAAGAGGAGACAUGAUGGCAUUGAUUGGGAAGAUGUUGUUAUUGAAACCCUGCUCCUUCAUCAGGUUAAAGAGGAAGAAAUUGAGAAGGGAAAUUACAAAUCUUUAUUGGGUUUAUGCGUCUUCAAUUCUGGGGUUUGAUUGAGAGGUUCCUGAAUGGAAGGCAUAUUUGCUACAAUCUAAUCAAUUUGUUUUCAUUCUUCCUUUCUUCACAACUUCUCUUCCCCCGACCACCCAAAUGAAAAAAAAACUGAGUCUCUAACAGCAAUGGAAUUUUCUUUUUAAAAGAGAAACACAAAUUAUUGUUCUAUAUAUAUAUAUUUACAAAAGAACAUUUUGGUAUAGUUCACUGGCAUUUGCCUAUUAAUAUAUGCUUGUUGACUAGAA
Molecule: messenger RNA, 2211 nt
Organism: Malania oleifera
Lineage: Eukaryota; Viridiplantae; Streptophyta; Magnoliopsida; Santalales; Ximeniaceae
Product: plant-specific TFIIB-related protein PTF2
Exons: 1
Coding region: 364-1965 (533 amino acids)
Biological process (GO): transcription by RNA polymerase III; DNA-templated transcription initiation; transcription preinitiation complex assembly
Cellular component (GO): transcription factor TFIIIB complex; nucleus; transcription preinitiation complex
Molecular function (GO): RNA polymerase III general transcription initiation factor activity; RNA polymerase III type 3 promoter sequence-specific DNA binding
Source: RefSeq, a predicted model, not a curated record